UGCUAAUUGCUAUAUGCCCUAGCUACACUGCAACUCCAACUCCAACUCCAAGUACUAAUUUUCCUUGUUCCCUGAAAACCACCAUUAGAAUUAACGGUGAACUAGAAGAAGAAGUGCAAAAGAAGAGUAAUGAAGCUUGAUGUAAAUGUUCUGAGGUAUCUGUCCAAAGAUGAUUUCCGGUGUCUCACUGCUGUCGAGAUGGGAAUGCGCAAUCAUGAAAUUGUGCCUGCAGAGCUCAUUGAACGCAUUGCUUCGCUCAGGCAUGGAGGGACUUACAAGGUGUUGAGGAAUUUGCUUAAACACAAGUUGUUGCAUCAUGAUUCUUCUAAGUAUGAUGGGUUCCGGCUAACGUACCUUGGUUAUGAUUUUCUUGCUAUCAAGGCUUUGGUAAACCGAGGCGUGUUUUCAUCUGUGGGACGCCAAAUUGGUGUGGGGAAAGAAUCCGAUAUUUUUGAGGUUGCAAACGAAGAUGGAACAGUUAUGGCCAUGAAACUACACAGGCUAGGGAGGACCUCUUUUAGAGCUGUCAAGUCUAAGCGUGACUACUUAAAGCACCGCCGUAGCUUUAGCUGGUUGUAUCUGUCUCGUCUUGCUGCUCUUAAAGAGUUUGCUUUUAUGAAGGCGUUAGAAGAACAUGGUUUUCCUGUUCCGCAUGCCGUGGAUUGCAAUCGUCAUUGUGUGAUCAUGUCACUUGUACAAGGCUAUCCACUUGUGCAGGUGCAGCAGUUGCAAAAUACUGAUACUGUCUUUGAGAAGAUCAUAGGAAUCAUUGUACGUCUAGCGGAGCAUGGCCUGAUUCACUGUGACUUCAAUGAAUUCAACAUAAUGAUAGACGAUGAUGAGAAAAUUACUGUCAUUGAUUUUCCUCAGAUGGUUUCCGUAUCUCAUCGAAAUGCAGAAAUGUACUUUGAUCGUGAUGUUGAAUGCAUUAUUAAGUUUUUCAGCAAGAGGUUCAACCUUACUUUUGAAUCAAAUGCUGAGGAUUCAGAGUCAGAUGAAGAAUCGGAUAGUGUAAAACCUCGGUUCUCUUCAAUUAAAAAAGCAUCUGGUGUUCUUGACAAGGAACUUUCUGCCAGUGGUUUUAGUAAGAAGGAACAAGAUGAUAUUGAAAAGUUUACUGAGAAUAUUUCUGGUACCGACGAUGAAGAUACCGAAGAAGGUGAAGAUUUAGAAGAAGAUGGAGACAAUUCUACAAUUAAUGCAUCGGACAUCCAAAAAUUUGAUACUCUAUGCUUAUUGACUAAGGAUGAUGAGCAACUGAACACUUCUGGUGAUGUAGAAGAGGUUCAAGAGGAUCGUGAAGGGAAGCAGGUAGAUACAAAUGAUCAGGCAGAAGAUGAUGAAAGCGAAGAGGAUGAGAAUCCUGAACUUCUAGACCGUCUAGCCAGGCAGCGAAAACGUGCCAUUCAAGCAGCUCGUGCGGGGAGGAAGACCAAUUCAUCAAGAAAUGCUUAUAAAGACAAGGGUGGUAAAUCCUCUCAUAAUUCCAAGAUCCAAAAACAAAUGAGUAGUUGGUGAUCACAUGUUUACUCUUUAUUAUAAGUUUCGAAUACAACUUUGUUUUUGUGCAUGUAUGCAUGCACAUAGAUGCCAUACUAUAUUAGCUUGAGAAGAGUAAGUUAUGAAAAGAAGACAAGUGAAAGCUAUGAAAGCAACUAAUAUCCUAAUGUGUGUAACAUACAAUUUUUGUAGUCAUCAAAUAUUGUAGGUAAAAAGAUGCUGAGUUAAAUUUUUGUCACAUAUAUUAUGGUUUUUAAA
Messenger RNA from Erigeron canadensis, 1758 nucleotides. Its product is annotated as serine/threonine-protein kinase rio2. Gene Ontology annotation, biological process: maturation of SSU-rRNA; protein phosphorylation. NCBI's taxonomy places the organism in Eukaryota, Viridiplantae, Streptophyta, Magnoliopsida, Asterales, Asteraceae. Bases 130 to 1518 code for a protein of 462 amino acids. The transcript has 13 exons. The record is from RefSeq and is a predicted model, not a curated record. Gene Ontology annotation, cellular component: preribosome, small subunit precursor; nucleus; cytosol. Gene Ontology annotation, molecular function: protein serine/threonine kinase activity; ATP binding.